AUGGAGGUUCAUUCCAACCCCGCCUCCGAUAACUCCUCCGACCACCAUCGACCGCCCGCCGUUCCGUCGAAGCAGCCGCUGCCGUCUCCUCACCCCGUCGAUUCCUCGGCCGUUUCUCAGAGACUCCAGAAGGAAUUAAUGGCUCUCAUGAUGAGUGGAGGAGAUCUUGGAGUCUCGGCUUUUCCUGAUGGUGAGAGUAUUUUUACAUGGAUUGGCACAAUUGAAGGUGGAAAAGGAACUCUGUACGAGGGUUUAUCUUAUAAACUGUCCUUACGUUUUCCCCUGGACUACCCUUUUAAGCCCCCACAAGUGAAGUUUGAGACAAUGUGCUUUCAUCCAAAUGUUGACCAGUUUGGCAACAUUUGUCUGGACAUCCUUCAGGACAAGUGGUCUUCAGCUUAUGAUUGCAGAACUAUUCUUCUGUCUAUUCAAAGUUUAUUGGAAGAGCCUAACUUGGAGAGUCCUCUAAACAGUUAUGCUGCAACACUUUGGAAUGAUAAGGAAGAUUACAGGAGAAUGGUUCACAAACAGUUUUUUGCUGGAGAAGCUCUUGAAAGCUGA
Messenger RNA from Sphenostylis stenocarpa, 561 nucleotides. NCBI's taxonomy places the organism in Eukaryota, Viridiplantae, Streptophyta, Magnoliopsida, Fabales, Fabaceae. The record is from the annotation of a GenBank genome assembly.